Molecule: messenger RNA, 3442 nt
Organism: Cynoglossus semilaevis (tongue sole)
Lineage: Eukaryota; Metazoa; Chordata; Actinopteri; Pleuronectiformes; Cynoglossidae
Gene: syn1
Product: synapsin I
Exons: 15
Coding region: 516-2393 (625 amino acids)
Biological process (GO): neurotransmitter secretion
Cellular component (GO): synaptic vesicle membrane; synaptic vesicle
Molecular function (GO): ATP binding
Source: RefSeq, a predicted model, not a curated record
CAGUGCAUUAAUUACAGUACAUUAAUGUUGGCCGUGGGGUCUUUGUUGAAGACCUCUGGAGCUCCUAGAAUACGAACACACUGUUGAUUUUAUUUUGAAGGCAACUUCCGGCUGUAUCUGUCCGCUCGUUUGCUGCUUUGACGCAGGUUGAUGCUGUGGAUAACUGGGAGUGACGCAAAGAAGAAGAGGUUUAAGGGAAACGACAGGGUGGUGAUACUGGGAAAACCGUAGUCCUGAUUUGACUGGUUCGAAUCUCCGCACCCCCGUGUCUGUCUCUCUGUCUGUCUCUCUGUCUGUCUCUCUGUCUGCGUCUGUCCGUGUCCAGGCAGGACAUGACACUCAUCUACACACAGUGAAGAUCAUCAGUCAUCACAUCCUGCAGGGCGGAUCCGUGACAGGUGACACCGGUCCAUGGGGCAGUGGCCUAGUCCAGUCGUUUCUAUCUGAAGUUGUGGGUCACAGUCAGAGGAGGGUCAUUUGGGAACAGCUCUUCUUCCUCUUCAUCUCUCGCCACCAUGAACUACCUUCGCCGUCGACUCUCGGACAGCAAUUUUAUGUCCAACCUGCCCAACGGUUACAUGAGUGACCUGCAGCGCCCCGACCCUCCGCAGCAGGCCCCCCCUCUGUCGCCCGGGCCGACGGAGCGACGCCAGCCCAGCAGCCAGCCGCUCUCCAGCAACGCCAAGAUCCUCCUGGUCAUCGAUGACCAGCAGACCGACUGGGUGAAGGUGUUCAGAGGCAGAAAGAUCCAGGGUGAAUAUGACCUGAAGGUGGAGCAGGCUGAAUUCUCUGAGAUUAGCCUGGUGGCUAAUGCUACCGGCACGUACAAUGUGAACAUUGAUGCAAUAAGGAACGCACAUAGAGUCACUAAGUCCUUUAAGCCCGACUUUGUGCUGAUCAGACAACAUGCCUUCAGUAUGGACCAAAAUGGAGACCACAGAAACAUAGUGAUCGGGCUUCAGUACGCUGGACUUCCCAGUGUCAACUCUCUGCACUCUGUCUACAACUUCUGUGAUAAACCAUGGGUGUUUGCCCAGAUGUCUCGGGUGUGUAAACAGCUGGGUUCAGAAGAGUUCCCUCUGAUCGAGCAGGUUUAUUAUCCCAAUCACAAGGAGAUGAUUACGUCUCCUCGUUUCCCAGUAGUGGUGAAAAUGGGCCAUGCUCACUCAGGAAUGGGAAAGGUGAAGGUCGAUAAUCAAUACGACUUCCAAGACAUCGCCAGUGUCGUGGCUUUGACCAAGACUUAUGCCACAGCCGAGCCCUUUAUCGACGCUAAAUAUGACGUUCGCAUCCAGAAGAUCGGCAACAACUACAAGGCUUAUAUGCGAACAUCGAUCUCUGGAAACUGGAAAACCAACACCGGCUCCUCCAUGCUGGAGCAGGUGGCCAUGUCAGACAAGUACAGGAUGUGGGUGGACUCCUGCGCCGACAUCUUCGGAGGGUUAGAUAUCUGUGCUGUGGAGGCGCUGCACGGUAAAGACGGCCAGGACUACAUCAUAGAGGUGGACGACUGUUCGAUGCCACUGAUUGGAGACCAGCAGGACGAAGACCGUGUUCAGAUCGCAGAGCUUGUGGUUUCCAAGAUGAACCAGACUGUUCCACGCACUCCAAGUUCUUCCACUGUUCGUGCUACAGCAGCACAACCAUCACAGAAAGCAGUUUCUCCUCAACCUGUUUCUCAGCCAAGAGUGCCACAGGCUCAACAGCGCCCCUCACCACAGGGAGGUCCUCAGCAAAGCCCCCCUUCUCAGCAGCGUCCUUCUCCUCAAGGACAACCCCCUCCACAGGGUCAGCAAGGUGCUAGCCCUCCAGCAGGUGAACCCACGGCCCAGGCUAAAGCUAACCAAGGACCAGCGACUCAAGCGCGGCCACAAGGAGGUACUGCUCCAGGCCCGAGACCCUCUUCUGGACCCGGCUCUCCUCAGCGGAGUCAGGGGGGCUCCCCUCAAGCUCAGAGGCAACACUCUGUAACCCAGCAGCAGCAGAAAACCACUGCUGGGGGGCCUGGCCAGAAACCUGCAGGGGGGGCACCUACGCAGCAAAGGCCAGUCCAGCCACCGAGGCAGCAGUCACAGGGGGGGGGGCCUCAACAACAGAGAGCUUCUGGUCAGCAGGCCCGUCCUGGAGCCCCCACCACCCAGCAACCACGGCCCUCCACCCAAGGCCAAGGUGGGCGACCACCCCUGCAGCAAAAGCCUCCGCCCCCACAGAAACCCAGCCAGGACAUUUCUACAACCAGUGGCUCACCACAACUGAACAAAUCCCAGUCUCUUACCAAUACCUUCAACAUUCCAGAAACCCCAGCACCACGGGCCAGCCUUAGCCAGGAUGAGGUGAAGGCAGAAACCAUACGCAACCUGCGUAAAUCUUUUGCCAGUCUCUUCUCAGACUGAGAUAAUGCAUCCCUCUCCACCCCCACCCCCACCCCCACUGACAGAAAGAUGGACAGGUGAACUGAAGGACAGAUCACGUCUUCCCCCGACCAACAAGGACCAACAGGACGUGGCCUCCACUCUGCGUACGUUUGUCCAGUUUGAGAUGAAAAUGUUUCACAUUCACUGCCUCAAAAAGUUGAACAAAAAAGUUACAGGAACUAAAUCUGAUCUUGAAUCUGUCGCAAACAUUCCUCCGUUCAUAUAACACCUCCAGAUCUAAUAUUUUGACAAACUGUGAGAUAAUACAGUAUGUCUGCUCACACACACACACACAUACACACACACACACAGACACGCACACACACAUGCAUGAAUGUACACAAACAAACUGCAGCUUCUGCUUCCUUGUUGUUGGUGUUAAAUGUUUUCAGUCCAGUUGACAGUGAACUGAAUUAAGGGACAGUCACAAAGUUGUUGUUGUGGAGAUAAAUGUUUGUGUCAUUUUUUGUCUUUCUUUAAACCACAAACUAAAAUGUCAGGGACAAUGUUGAAAUACUAAAUCAUGAGCCAAACAGACAACGCCACAAAAGAAUUGAACAGUUCUACCAGUCCUUUCAGACCUGUACCGGUCCUUUCAGACGUGUACCGGUCCUUUCAGACGUGUACCCGUCCUUUCAGAUGUGUACCAGUCCUUUCAGACGUGUACCAGUCCUUUCAGACAUGUACCAGUCCUUUCAGACAUGUACCGAUCCUUUCAGACACGUACCGGUCCAUUCAGACGUGUACUUUCAGACGUGUACCUGUCCUUUCAGAUACGUACCGGUCCUUUCAGACGUGUCCUUUCAGACAUGUGUACCGGUCCUUUCAGACAUGUGUACCGGUCCUUUCAGAAGCGUACCGGUCCUUUCAGACGUGUACCGGUCCUUUCAGACGUGUACCGGUCCUUUCAGACGUGUACCGGUCCUUUCAGACGUGUACCGGUCCUUUCAGACGUGUACCGGUCCUUUCAGACGUGUACCUGUCCUUUCAGACGUGUACCGGUCCGUUCAGACAUGUACCGGUCCUUU